This is a messenger RNA of Lodderomyces parapsilosis, 1737 nucleotides long. RefSeq names its product alpha-keto acid decarboxylase family protein. Gene Ontology annotation, molecular function: carboxy-lyase activity; magnesium ion binding; thiamine pyrophosphate binding. NCBI's taxonomy places the organism in Eukaryota, Fungi, Ascomycota, Pichiomycetes, Serinales, Debaryomycetaceae. Bases 1 to 1737 code for a protein of 578 amino acids. The record is from RefSeq and is a predicted model, not a curated record. The transcript has a single exon.
AUGCCAGAAGAAACAAUAUCAUUAGGUCAAUACUUGUUUGCAAGAUUGAAUCAAAACCCAAUUGGAAUCAAAAAUGUCUUUGGUGUUCCCGGAGAUUUUAACUUGGCGUUAUUAGACAAGAUUGAUGAUGUGAAAGGGAUGAAAUGGGUUGGAAGUGUCAACGAAUUGAAUGCAGGUUAUGCUGCUGAUGGAUACUCAAGAAUCAAGAAUGCAUUUACCCCCGAAGGAUCAUCAAUUGGCUGUCUUGUGACUACAUUUGGAGUAGGGGAACUUUCUGCAGUAAAUGCGAUUGCUGGAGCCUAUUCAGAACAUGUCGGAUUAGUUCAUGUUGUUGGUAUCCCAUCAGUUGAAGCUCAAAAAAAGGAAUUGUUGUUGCAUCACACUUUGGGAAAUGGGGAUUUUACUGUUUUCCAUAGGAUUUCCUCGUUUAUUAGUGCAACAACUGCAGCAUUGAAUGAUCCAGUUCAUGCUCCAGAUGAGAUUGAUAGAGUAAUAGAAUCAGCUUUUGUUAACCAAAGACCAACUUAUUUGGCAUUCCCCUCCAAUUUGGUCAAUGCGAAAGUGCCAGCUAGCAGAUUGGAAAAACCAUUGAAUUUGAAACCACCACCAAACGAUCCAAAAGUUCAGGAAGAAGUCUUGGAUACUAUUCUUGAAAUGAUUGCUAAAGCUAAAAACCCCGUUGUUAUUGUUGAUGCUUGUUGUAGUAGACACAAUGCCACUUUUGAGACGAACAAGUUGAUUCAAUUGACCAAUUUCAAAUUUGCAGUGACUCCUAUGGCAAAGGGGGCAAGGGAUAUUGAAGAAAAUGAUUCAAAGUUUAUUGGUGUUUAUGUGGGUGACUUGUCAUACCCAAAGACCAAAGAGUUGGUCGAAAGUUCAGAUUUGGUGUUGUCACUUGGGGCAAUUUUAUCUGAUUUCAAUACUGGUGCAUUCUCUUACUCAUUAGACCCUUCAAAGAUUAUUGAAUUUCAUUCCGAUUACACCAAGAUCAAGAGUGCCCAGUACCCUGGUAUCAGAAUGAAGGAGUUGCUUCAUGCAUUGGUUUCCUCUCCUGAGUUGAAGAAAAUCACAGCAAACUACAAGCCACCAACCCUUGACCUUGACAAGAUGCCCCCAGUUGAAUUACCUGGUGAUCACAAUAUUACCCAAUCUUGGCUUUGGUCCAACUUGGGUUCGUGGUUGAGAGAAGGUGAUGUUAUUAUCACGGAAACGGGUACUUCAAACUUUGGAAUAAUUCAAACGAAGUUCCCCAAGAAUUGUGUUGGUAUCAGUCAAGUAUUGUGGGGGUCAAUUGGUUAUUCCGUUGGUGCUGCAUCAGGUGCAGUUAUCGCUGCUGAAGAAGUUGAUCCAAAUAGAAGAGUCAUUUUAUUUGUUGGAGAUGGUUCGUUGCAGUUGACAGUACAAGAGAUUUCCACAAUGGUUAGACACCACAACAAUAUCUACAUUUUUGUUAUAAACAACAAUGGAUUUACUAUUGAGAGGUUAAUUCACGGAAAGACUGCUUCCUACAAUGAUAUUCAAGAAUGGGAGAAUACCGAGUUAUUGAAAGUGUUUAAAGGUACGAACAUUGAAACUCACAAGGCAGGAAAUAUCAAAGAAAUCACUGACUUGUUUAAUGACAAAGAGUUUGCUAAAAACAACAAGACUAGAUUAAUUGAGUUAAAGUUAGAAACGUUAGACGCACCAGAGAAUUUGGUCAAACAAGCUGAAAUGUCAUCAAAGACCAACGAUGGGUAG